Molecule: messenger RNA, 2650 nt
Organism: Malus domestica (apple)
Lineage: Eukaryota; Viridiplantae; Streptophyta; Magnoliopsida; Rosales; Rosaceae
Source: RefSeq, a predicted model, not a curated record
AUCCCAAAUUUACGACUUUACCUCACACUGCUUCUCUCCAUUAAGCAGCUCUCUCCUCCUCACCACGACAGAAGGCAGACCAAAGAACAUGGAAACACACGAGGACGAGAUCGACAACCACGACACCACCGCUUCCUGGACCUCCGCCACAACCUGGACCGUCGCAGGCGGUUCCCUCACGAAUUGCGUCUCAUUCGAAUCCUCUUUCUCUCCGAUCGAUGACGAGACUCCGAAAUCCACCCCUGCAUCCUCUCUUAUCCUGCACCCUCCAUCACCCGAUUCGGGCCCUUGCGAGAUCACCGUUAAUUUUACACAAAAACAUGAGGUCCAGCAGGUUUAUGUUCGAAGUACUGCCCGAGUCUAUGAGAUAUACUAUGCACCCGAUAUACAGAGUGGCAAUGAAUAUCUCUGCACUGUUCGCUGUGGCAUUGCUGCCCGAGAUGAAGAAGUGCUUCACACGGGUGACAAUGAAGAUGUUCGUUCUGCAAAUUCAAAUGGGUCGCUGAAGGACCCAUCCGAAGAUAAGUCAAGAAAUGGAAAUAGUCUGAACAGCAGUGAAGAUGACUGGGUUGAAGUGAAAGUCUCAGAUAGUAAUGUGCUUGAUAACAAAAUCAAUUCGUUGCAAUCGAAUUUGGGAUCUGCACAGGAUUUUUAUGAAGCUACAGCACAGAUUAGUGAUGCAAGUCCUUGUGUAUCCCUCACACUUCGUCUACUGUCGCUUGAGAGGAAAGAUUGUGUAUGUGUUGGUGAGGUGUAUGUAUUUGCUGAUCCUGUUGAUACAUCUGAUUCAGAAAACCAAGUUAAUACUGUGGAAAAUUCGGUUGGGAGUUCUCUCAUGGCCAUGCUUGUGCCUACUCUUUUACAAUUUUCUAAAACAAGGGGUGCUAACGGAACACAAGACAAGCCAAUUUCUGAUACAUGGGGAAAACAGAACUCUCUAGUGAUUGGGUCAAAAGAAACUGAUUCUACCAGUGUGACAACUAAGAUUCAGGAGCAAGGAAAAGCCAGUAUACCUGAUCACCAAGAACAAGAAGUAAAGGUUCCAGAUGUUAAUAGGGCUACUACUAGUACUGCUCAGUUAUGUAUCCCGUCACAAGUUGAAAGCUCUGUCAACCAGCUGUAUUCUCGAAUGGGCAGAAUAGAGGAUCUAUUUUUAAGGUUUGAAGAAAAGAUGCUAAAACCAAUGAGCAGCAUUGAGGCAAGGCUUGAAAGGGUAGAGCAGCAACUUGAAGUACUGGUAAACAAAUCGCAGAAUUCUGGAUUGCCAACAUGCUCAAGAUUCUAUGCUUCUUCUUUCUCGUGCAAUGAGUCUGAGUCUAACUCUUUCUAUAAUAGUGGAAAUGAUUAUCCCCGUUGUGAGGCAUUUGAAUCAGGUAAGAAGGACAUUCAAUCAGAUGCACCCUUGACUGCACCUAAUGACAUGUCUGCUUCAGUAUAUUCUACUCAUUUGCUUCCAAGUCUGGUAGUAACUGCUCCUGAAUUUUCAAACGGUGAUGAUGACGAUGAGGAGGACGAAGAAGAUCAUACAUCAGAUGUAGUGAUAGGUUCAUCAGAAAAACCAAGGCCUGCUUUGACAAUUGAUGAUGCUUUAGCAUCUGCACUAGCUGGAUUCAUGUCUUUGACUUCAACCCAACCAGAGAAACAUGCUCAAACUCUUUCGGUUAAAGCUCCUGAUUUUUUAAAUGAAGAAGAUGGUAGCAUUGAGAGAAAAGAAUCAACAAGAGUGGAACAUGAAGCAGACACUGAUUCUUCCAUGUGCCUUGGUGAAACUGGUGUGACAGAGAACAUAAAAGGUUCACUUGCUGAUUUGACGAAAAAUUCUUCAGAGGGUGAGGGGAAUGUAAUAAAAUCACCUAAUGAUGAGGAAACUGAUAAAACACUCUUAGUCGAUGGACUGGACCAGCAUUAUGAGGGUGGAGAAGGAGGAAAACUUGAUGAUGACAAGAGCAUUGACAAUGCAGUUGAUCCAGCCAAUGGUGGCAUGUCUAGAACUGAUUUUUGUCAGAUAACAGAAGAUAUUGAAAAUGAAGACAUCAGCACUGAGAUACGCAACAUUCUGGACCCUGACAACGCUGAUGUUCGAACCAGUUGCCCCAACAUCAGACUGAUGAUGGAUAUGAUAACACGCAGGAAGAUGCUAAUACAGAUUCUGAUUUAACGCCUCCAAAGGAAGUGACAGAAGAGAAAUCCGACAAAGAUGCUUUGAAGAAUAUCCUCGAUUUUUCACAUGCUGCUUCUGUGGUGGAUUUUGAUAUUCCAGUUCUGGAUGUGAAAUUCACUUCUCAGGAUAGCUGCAAUAAUGGCUAUUUUUCUCUCGAAGCCCUUUUAACCGAGUUGCCAGAAUCAGUGACCGAAGCUCCUUCGGUAAAGAAAAGUGACGAGGUGCUCCCAGUUGGCUCUGACGGACAUGACUUAAUUUUGGUGGAGGACAGGGAGCCAGUUGGUCCCGCCUCUGAGGGUAAUUUUUCUGUGGAUAUGGAUUUCUAUAGUAUCGGAGAACCUUUGAGCUUGUGGGGUGACCAGACAUGCAAUAGCCAUGAGACAUUUGCAGCAAGUCUCAUUUGAUAGUGCAUAAGUUUGUUCACAACUUUGUUGCUAUGUACAUAUAUUUGAUUUGAGCUAGACGUAAUGUACUGAUUGUUUCUUUUCU